AUGCCUGAAAUUGAGAAAAAAAGUGAAUUAAAUCUUUCGCAACAAUAUAAUUUAUAUAAACACUCUUUACAACAGUUAGCACAGAAAAUAGGAGAUUUAGAAGUAGAAUCUAAUGAACAUACAUUGGUAAUUGAAACUCUCACGAAUCAUCCUUCUGAAAGAAAAUGUUUUCGGAUGAUUGGUGGUGUUUUGGUAGAAAAAAGUGUAAAAGAAGUCAUCCCUUUUUUAAAAACAAAUCAAGAAGGAUUAAAAUCGACAAUAGAGCAGCUUUUAAGACAAUAUAAAUCUGAAGAAGAGCAAUUUAAUAAAUGGCAGAAAGACAAUAAUGUCAAAAUAGUCCAGUAA
Pneumocystis jirovecii RU7 is the source of this 345-nucleotide messenger RNA. Its product is annotated as tubulin-binding prefolding complex subunit GIM4. The coding region runs from base 1 to 345 and encodes 114 amino acids. NCBI's taxonomy places the organism in Eukaryota, Fungi, Ascomycota, Pneumocystomycetes, Pneumocystales, Pneumocystaceae. Gene Ontology annotation, cellular component: prefoldin complex; cytoplasm. Gene Ontology annotation, molecular function: protein folding chaperone. Gene Ontology annotation, biological process: protein folding. The record is from RefSeq and is a predicted model, not a curated record. The transcript has 4 exons.